AUGACGAAAGACGACCUCCCAAACAAAGGAGAGGAGCAGAUCUCCGAGAAACCAGAGCAAGACAAUAUGGAUCCGUCGAGGUUGUCGAGCUCGAGCUCGCAGAGACAGUCCUCGGGCGGCCAGUCCAAUAACCCAUACGAUGCACACGAGAGCAUUUUGGAACCUCAGCAGCAGCAGCAGCAGCAGCAGCAGCAACAGCAACAACCAAAGAACCAGUACCGAGGCUCCGCGGCCACCUCACACCUGGACUUUAAAAAUGUCGCCCUGCGCCACCAGUCGUACGCGUCGCAAAGAUCGCAGCAGUCGCGGCUGAUGACGCCGCCGCACCACCAGCAAAACACGCACCCGCCGUCCUUUGCCUCGUCGACCGCCAUGCCGACGCCCAUGUUUGGCGACUUUGUCCUGCACGGACACGACAACUUUGGCGCGGCGGCCGAGGAGGAGGACGAGGACCACGCGCUCGACAGGGAAAAGGAGGAGGCGGCAGAGAACCCCGUGACGGAACCCGAGCCCGAGCUGCCGCCACCCGUCAAGCUGCACCAGAGGCGAAAGAUGGUGUUUUAUGCGCUGCGGUACUUUUUGAUCGUGGCCGUUGUCGCGGUGCUGCUGAUCGUGCCUGUCAUUGUGAAGCAGGGCGAUGCCGAGAUCGACUUGAAUGAUAGCGACGCCGUCAGGAGGCUCAAGAAGGACCAGGUUGUGUUUUGGACCUUUAUUUGGCUGACCAUAUCAUGGCUCGGCUUUGUGCUGUUUGAUUUGAUUGGACUGGGGUUGCCAUAUUUGUUUCGAUUCGUGGCUAGAUAUGUCAAUCCGGCACACCAAAAGUACUGGAGGUUCCUCAGGGUUGUGAGGAGGCCAAUCUGCCUGUUCUUCGGCAUCGCCCUGAUGUUUAGCGCGUAUGCGGGACUCAUCACAUACAAUGAAGAUUUGGGCAUCAACGUCAACAAAAAGGACGCCAGUGGUGAUUUCUUGGAGAUAGGAUGGACGUUUAUCGUCAACGAUAUUUUGGAGCAGAUCACCAUCUGGGCGGGCUUCUACGCCGUGGGGAAGAUUUUAAUCUUGUACAUCUCCAUCCACUACCACUAUCGGGGAAACAACACCAAGAUCCUGCGCUCCAAAGAAAUGAUGAACGCCCUCAUCACCCUGUACGAGGCGUCCCUGGCCGUACAUCCAGCGCGGCCCAACGACCACAACAACCCAUUCGCGACCGAGGACACCAUAAUCCAGUCUGCGACGGGUCGCGAAUACUCGUCCGGCCGCAAGACAGCGAGGUCGUACCUCACGCGCAUGGGAAUCGACACGUACGGCAUGGCGACGUUUUUCGGCAACUUCUUGUCAGACGACCCCAGGUCGCACUGGCUGCGCCCCGCUUCCGCCUACGGGACCAUCGAGCGGUGCCUGGCGAACCCCCGCACCGCCGCGGCCCUGGCGCGGCGCAUCUGGGUCAGCCUGGCCGUCCAGGGGAGCGAUGUGCUGACGUCCGAGGACGUAGUAGAGGUGCUGGGCUUCUACCGCAGGGAGGAGGCGGCAAAGGCCUUCAAGACUGUGGGCCCGAUGGCGGACAAUGUCCGUCUGGAUGAGUUUGCCAUGGCCGUCGUAGAGGCGGGCAAGGUCAGACAUGAUGUCUACCGUGCCAUGUGUGGCGCGGAUCAUGUGCUUAAUGUCUUGGACUGGAUGAUUGUUGGCACCAUAGCGUCUGUCAUGACCCUGUUCAUCAUGCUUCUCUACGUUCCCUCCAUCAAGGAGAUCCAGCAACAGGCUUCGGUCUUUGCAGUAGGUCUCAGUUUCGCCGCUGGCAGGGUGGUGCACCAUUUUCUCAUCGGCGUGGUGUAUGUCUUCUUUGAUCACCCCUUUGACGAGGGCGACCGAGUCGAGGUGUACAAUCUCUCGUCAACAAACAAGACAGCAUGCGUCGUAAAACGCAUCUCACUGCUCUACACCGUCUUUCGACGCGUGGACAACGGCGCCGACAUGCAGAUACAGAACCAACAGCUCGUCAUGAAGCGCAUCGAGAACAUCAGCCGGUCCGGUAACAACAGGCAGAUCCUGCAGCUAUGUGUAGACUUCAAGACGAGCUUUACUGACAUUGUAUUCCUGCGGAGGGAACUGGAGGCCUUUGUCCGCGCAGAAGAGAACUGCAGGGAUUACAUGCCUGAGAUAGGCUGCUCGCUUGUCGGCGUGCAUGAACUCAACAAGCUGGAGCUCAAGUGCUCAGUCACGCACCGGAGCAACUGGGGCAACGAGAAGCUGCGCUCGGCCAGGUCCAAUAAGUUUUACUGCGCCGUGCUUGCAGCAGUGCGCAAGAUCCCGCUUAAUCGGCCCGGUGGUCCCCUGUACAUGGGCGAGGCCGGCAGGCCCGUAUAUACGGCACAACUCAACGAGGAGGAGGCCAAUCGCAUGGUCCAGCGGAGCCACGAGGCGCUCGUGUCCGCGCGUGCCGACCACCACCCAGGGACAUGCAGAGACCAAGAUGAGGAGCAGCAGCAUGACGCCAAGGAUGCAGAUUCAGAAUCGGUACUUAGAGACAAGGAGAGGAGAGACAAGGCAAAGGCGGAGAGGGCAACGGCAGCCGAGGCGGAGAGAGUUGCACUCGCCACUUUGCAGAGAGUCCCCACACCAGAAAAGAAAAAGGUGCUCGGUGUAAGCUCCGCUGUGCAGGUGAAUGACUACAUUGGGAGGUCGGCAACCGGGAUGAGGAUAAAGCCGGGCUCAGCAGGUUACUACUGA
This is a messenger RNA of Pyricularia grisea, 2724 nucleotides long. RefSeq lists its product as uncharacterized. The record is from RefSeq and is a predicted model, not a curated record. The coding region runs from base 1 to 2724 and encodes 907 amino acids. Lineage: Eukaryota; Fungi; Ascomycota; Sordariomycetes; Magnaporthales; Pyriculariaceae. Gene Ontology annotation, biological process: calcium ion transmembrane transport; intracellular calcium ion homeostasis. Gene Ontology annotation, cellular component: membrane. Gene Ontology annotation, molecular function: calcium channel activity. The transcript has 4 exons.